Drosophila willistoni is the source of this 1651-nucleotide messenger RNA. RefSeq lists its product as uncharacterized. The record is from RefSeq and is a predicted model, not a curated record. The coding region runs from base 126 to 1235 and encodes 369 amino acids. The transcript has 5 exons. NCBI's taxonomy places the organism in Eukaryota, Metazoa, Arthropoda, Insecta, Diptera, Drosophilidae.
ACGCAUUGCGAUACAGUGUUGCCAGAAGAAGGCGCACACAAAAUAAACAAUUUUUACUACUUAUUAAAACAAUCUCUGUGCAUCUUAAUUUGAGUCAUUCCCUUUAGUUCCGUUGCUGCUGCAGCAUGUCUGAGAAACCGACUGUGUUAAUUUUGGGUGGCUGCGGUUUCAUUGGAAGAAACUUAGUCACUUAUCUGCUUAACAAUGAGCUGACGCAGGAAAUACGCAUAGCCGAUAAGACGCCGCCUCAAAUGGCUUGGUUGAAUGAUGAGACUUCGAAGGCCUUCGAUAAAGUCGAGUUCUGCAGUGCCAACUUGAUAAAUGCCGCUUCGUGUAAACUGGCAUUUGCACCACACCCAACAACUGGCCGGGGCUGGGAUGUGGUCAUUAAUUGUGCUGCUGAGACGCGUGCCAAUCAGGAUGAUGCCGUUUACAAGGAGGGCAUCUACAAGUUAAGCAUCAAUUGUGCCACUGAGGCAGCCAAUCAACAGGUCAAACGCUACAUUGAGCUCAGUUCGGGUUGUGUGAAUAGCAGCGAAAAAAUACCACUGAAAGAGGAUUGCAAACUGGAGCCCUGGACGGGUGUGGCCAAGCAAAAGCUAAAGGUUGAAAAGGAGCUGGCGCGUAUCAAUGAUCUCAGCUAUACUAUAGUACGCCUGCCCGUUGUCUAUGGCAUUGGUGAUAAGCGCUACUUGAUGCCGCGCAUUAUAAUAGCUGCCAUUUACAAAUAUCUUGGCGAGACAAUGAAAUUGCUUUGGAACGAUGCCAUGCGUCUGAAUACGGUGCACGUAUCGGAUGUGUGUGCGGCUAUUUGGGAAUUGUGGCAGAGCCCCAAGACAGCUGGACAGGUGUACAAUAUUGUGGAUGACUCAGUGUCGACGCAGGGCAGCAUUACCGAUCUCUUGAUUGAUAUAUUUGGCAUCAGUGUGGACUACUUUGGUGUUGUUAUGUCCAAUCUGACUAAGCUAUAUCCCACCGACACGGUGAGUGAAAUCAACGACAAGCAUAUGGCACCAUGGGCGGAGAUUUGCCAACGGAAUGGCAUUGAGAAUACUCCGUUAACUCCCUAUCUGGAUGAGGAGCAGCUUCAUCAUAAGCAUCUUUAUUUGGACAAUACGAAAUUGAAAGACUUUGGCUAUAUUCUAAAGCAUCCAAAACUUAAUCGAGAUCUUCUUAUGGAAAUGGUAGAUGACUAUGUCAAACAGCAAUUAUUCCCAAAAUCGUUGAUACUAUAAAAAGAAAACAGAAAUUUCAUCAUACUCAAUCGGCAAUUUGCACCAAGUUGAUACGCACAAGCACAUAGUCGUAAAUAUAUAUUCGUCUAACUAUAUAAUUUACAUAUAUUAGUUAGUAAGUUAAAGACUUUGAUGAAAUGGGAAAACUAGUUAAGAGUUGAUUAUACUUUGUUUUUAAAUUUCUACACUCUUGUAAUGUCCUAGAUUUUGGUAGAUCCCUUUAAUUUUUUACAAACAAAAAGUGUACUUAUAGUAUUAUAUAGAGAUCAAUAUUUUUUUAUACACACACACAAACACAUUCCAAACAAAUUCCAACGAGAUGUAUACGUAAUCUGACUAACAAUUCUAUUGUGAUGUUUUUUAAGUGGCCAAUUAGAGCACUUUGACAAAUAAAAAUGCACUUGUUUAGAGUUUUA